This is a messenger RNA of Ogataea philodendri, 675 nucleotides long. RefSeq lists its product as uncharacterized. Gene Ontology annotation, molecular function: nuclear import signal receptor activity. The record is from RefSeq and is a predicted model, not a curated record. Gene Ontology annotation, biological process: protein import into nucleus. Gene Ontology annotation, cellular component: nucleus; cytosol. The transcript has a single exon. The coding region runs from base 1 to 675 and encodes 224 amino acids. Lineage: Eukaryota; Fungi; Ascomycota; Pichiomycetes; Pichiales; Pichiaceae.
AUGUUUGGCACAACUUUGGCGGGAAGAGCGGUCAAGUUGGCCGACCAGGUUGAUAAUCUGAAAUAUGCGACCACCUACGAUAAUAUUUCGCCGAACAGGAUAUUCCAUCUGUCUAUAUUUGUUGUUCCUAAUGUUCCUUUUGAUCCUAACUACAGUGCACUGAUAUACUACCAGUUCCAAAAGGGAGGAGUUCCGUUAUCUAAUUUCCGUUUGCUGGGAGGUCUAGACGUGAACAAACAAAGUGCCAUUUUCAAAAUCAACCCAGAGGCCUACACGAAUUCCGAACAACAGCAACAGCACCAACUUGUCACCACCGAGGGGGACCUGGAUAUGGAUAUGGAGACAGACCAAACGGUGAAUGCAGACACUACGCUAGUGAUUGGGAUAUCCGUUGAGCCGAGCGCGUCGGCAGCGUUGCAAUUGGAACAGCUAAAGAUGUCGAUGGCCCCGAAACUUGCAUUGCCCGCUCCUCCAAAUAUCUCCAUCCAAGACAUUCCAUUGACCAAAGACCAAGUGGAGUCCGUCUCUAAUAAAAUCAUCAAGAAUGCAUACGAUUACCUGAGCUCCUUUGUUGACUCGACGAACAGGGUGCCCAUAAAGAAAUUUGACGACUGGUGGGCCAAAUUCAAGUCCAAGCUCGCCAGCGAUCCAAAGUUCUUAGAUAAUCUGAAUUAA